UUCGAAUUUGGCAGGAGGUUCAAAAACAUUGACUACUAUGAGAUUGAGAUCAAACCAGUGGAUCUUGAGAUCUAUCCAGGCACAAAGACUCGUCAUGUUGGCUACAAUGGCAGUGUGCCAGGACCGACUUUCAUGAUGGAGAGAGGGCGCGAAGCCGUAGUCCGCUUCGUCAACCAUGCAGAUAGAGCCAACUCGGCNCGUGCCCCGUUCGAUGGAUGGGCCGAAGACACGACAGAAGUCGGACAGUAUAAAGAUUACUACUAUCCCAAUCGUCAGAACGCGCGGACCUUGUGGUAUCAUGAUCACGCUAUCGGCCAUACUGCCGCUGGCUUCUACAUCCUUCAUGACGCCGAGGAAAGAGCCAGUGGUCUACCCCAAGGCGAUUACGAUAUCCCGCUAGCCCUUGCUUCAAAACGUUAUAAUUCAGACUAUAGUCUCUGGAGCCCAGACGCCAACCACGAGACUACCAGUCUGUUUGGCGAUAUAAUCCACAUCAACGGACAACCUUGGCCCUAUUUUAAAGCCGAGCCUCGGAAAUAUCGGUUCCGUCUUCUCGACACUUCUGUCAGUCGAUCUUUCCAGCUUUAUAUCGAAGCCGACAAGCAGCCUGGAGCUCGUCUUCCAUUCUACGUCGUGGGUUCUGAUGCAGGUUUGCUCGGCGCUCCAGCACAGAUCACACAGCUGGAUAUCUCGAUGGCGGAGCGAUACGAGAUUGUCAUUGAUUUCGCUGGCUUCCAAGGUCAAAACAUCACCUUGAGAAACAUGAGAAAAGUCGCUGCAGACGAGGAUUACGCGGCAACGGACAAAGUGAUGCGUUUCGUUGUCGGUCAGACAGUGUCCAGUGAUGUGGGCAACGGACCUCUUCCGACAAAACUGCGCGACGUGCCAUAUCCCCCAAGUAAAACUGGUGUCGAUCGGACCUUUGAGUUUGCAAGAAGCAAUGGGGAAUGGCAGGUCAACGGCGUGACAUGGGCAGACGUCAAUGACAGAGUCUUGGCCACCCCCAAGCGCGGCGAUGUUGAAGUCUGGGAGUUACACAAUGGCGGUGGUGGAUGGAGUCACCCGAUCCAUAUCCAUCUCAUCGACUUUCAAGUCAUCAGCCGGACCGACGGCGAGCGGCAAGGAGUCAUGCCUUGGGAGAAAACCGCUCUCAAGGAUGUGGUAUGGCUGAACAAGAACGAGCGCGUUAGGGUCAUCGCCAGGUUCGCACCAUGGGAUGGUCUCUACAUGUUCCAUUGCCACAAUCUCAUCCACGAAGACCACGACAUGAUGGUGGCAUUUAACGUGACAAAGCUAGCAGAUCUUGGCUACUCCGAGAAGACCUCGAUGCUGGACCCCAUGGAACCUGCCUAUCGUGCCAAGUAUUUCCCUCCCAACGACUUUGUUGCGCGAACAGGUAACUUUAGCAACUCUGCCAUCGCUGACAAGGUCUCAUUUUUCCUGAGCAAGGAGGCCUAUGUCAAUGUAGUCCAAGCCGAAAAAGCUUUGGAGGACUAUUGGGCAACCAAAACGACACUAGCCACCUCUAUACUAUCGUCAACAAGAUCGAGCACGAGUACCAGCGCCCGCACAACUCGCCUCACCUCAUCCACUAGUACCAGCACGAGUCGUUCCACCUCAACUAAG
Messenger RNA from Aureobasidium vineae, 1626 nucleotides. The record is from the annotation of a GenBank genome assembly. Lineage: Eukaryota; Fungi; Ascomycota; Dothideomycetes; Dothideales; Saccotheciaceae.